Vigna umbellata (rice bean) is the source of this 619-nucleotide messenger RNA. The record is from RefSeq and is a predicted model, not a curated record. NCBI's taxonomy places the organism in Eukaryota, Viridiplantae, Streptophyta, Magnoliopsida, Fabales, Fabaceae.
CAUGGGUGUUGUGAUUCCUAGGAACACUACUAUUCCUAUAAAGAAGGAAACAGUUAUUUAUACAGUCGAAGAUGACCAAUAUUCAGUCAGGCUUCCGGUUUGUGAGGGCGAGAGAGUAAAAGCAAGUGAUAAUAAUUUGUUGGGUUCUUUUAGUAUUUCUGGCUUACCCCCAGCUCCUCGUGGCUAUCCUUUUGACGUGACUUUUACAAUAAAUGAAAAUGGCAUUCUUUCUGUUUCUGCGGAGGAUAAAGUAACCGGUAAUAGGAAUGAAAUUAUAAUAUCCAAUGACAAAGGAAGACUAUCAAAUGCAGAAAUUAGUAAAAUGAUUAAGGAAGCAGAGGAUUAUAAGUCUGAAGAUGAGAAGUUUCUUAAGAAGGCCAAAGCAAUGAAUGAUUUAGAUUUUCAUGUUUAUAAGAUCAGAAAGGCUUUAAAGAAAGAAGAAAUCAGCUCAAAGUUGAGCUCGAAAGAAAAGCAAGAUAUCAUGUCUAAAAUUUCUAGAGCCACUGAUAUGCUUGAUAGUCAGAACGAGAUGGAAGAUAUAGUUGCUAUUGAAGACUUUCUGAAAGAUCUUAAAGUAAUCAGUGAACGAAUUAUUAUGGUCAUGGAGAAGAUUGUGUAG